Messenger RNA from Chaetomium globosum CBS 148.51, 1107 nucleotides. RefSeq lists its product as uncharacterized. The transcript has 5 exons. The coding region runs from base 1 to 1107 and encodes 368 amino acids. The record is from RefSeq and is a predicted model, not a curated record. NCBI's taxonomy places the organism in Eukaryota, Fungi, Ascomycota, Sordariomycetes, Sordariales, Chaetomiaceae. Gene Ontology annotation, cellular component: fungal-type vacuole; plasma membrane.
AUGGUCGAGCUCGACCCAUCCAUGUUCCCACCGGGAUGGGACCAGGACGCCAUCGACGACGCCAUCGCCAACUACUACUACUCGUGCACCCACAUCACGGCCAACUGCACCGUCGAAGCCACCACGCUUGGGUACUACCCUAACAGGGGGAUCAACAUCUUCCUCGUCAUUGGGUUUGCCGUAGCAACCGUGAUCGCACUGGUACUGGGAAUUCUGAAGAAGACAUGGAGUUACACAUCCUUCAUCGCGGCUAGGUGCGCGUUGGAGCUCCCAGGCUACGGCGCGCGCAUCCCGCUGACCGACAACCCCUGGAACAAGCACGCCUUCGAGACGCAAAUCGUAGCCAUCAUCCUGGCGCCCACGCUCGUGUGCAUCUCCAUCUACCUGACGCUCAAACACGUCUGCCUGGCGCUCAACCCGACCUUGUCGCGCGUGCGCCCCCACCUGUACCCCUUCGUCUUCGUGCCCCUCGACGUCUCCUGCCUGCUCGUCCAGGCCAUCGGCGGCGCCCUGGCCGCGAGCGCCGCCACGAGCAAUUUCAAGAUGGUCCAGCAUGGGAAUCGCUGUAUUAUUGCGGGCAUUGUGCUGCAGGUGGUGGUGUUGAGCUUUUUUGGCACGUCCGCGGGGGAUUAUUAUCUGAGGGUGCGGAAGUGGAUCAACUCUCCCGAGGCGGACCCCGAGGCUGUUGCGCUGUGGCGUGAUAAGAAGUUUAGGAUGUUUGUGUACGCUGUGACGGGGGCGUAUAGCGGCAUCUUGAUUCGCUGUAUCUAUCGUAUCGCGGAGAUGGCUGGUGGUUGGGGCAACCACAUCAUGCAGGACGAGCCGUCGUUUAUCGUGCUGGAGGGAUUUAUGGUCCUGAUUCCCUGCCUCCUCCUGGCUAUCUUUGCCCCUGGUUACCUAUUUCCCCAAAUGGCGGCGCGUAUGUCUGCUCCCGGCCGCGUCGGGCUGAAACGGAAAGAUGGCGAGCAGACUGAUGAUGCUGAGAAGAAGGCCCAGCCGGGGGCCCUCGGGGGUCAGCAGCCCACUACCAGCGGUGAUGAGUCUGCCGUCGGUGAACAGGUGAAGGAAGCCGCGGUACCGGCAGUGGAAGAGGCCAAAAGUACCUAA